AUGGAGAUCUCUAAGUGCUGCCUGCUGCUGUUGGUCGCCUCUUCUCUCUACUACAUUGUUUGCUCCACCACGGUUUCUCAUGAUGGACGAGCGCUCGUCAUCGAUGGCCAGCGUCGCGUCAUCUUCUCUGGCUCCAUCCACUACCCCCGUAGUACUCCCGAGAUGUGGCCCGACUUGAUACGGAAAUCGAAGGAAGGAGGGCUUGAUGCAAUCGAGACUUAUGUUUUCUGGAAUGGCCAUGAGCCCAGGAGACGUGAGUACAACUUCGAAGGCAAUUAUGACCUCAUCAGGUUCCUCAAGGAAGUGCAGAAUGCUGGACUAUAUGCCAUCCUUCGGAUUGGUCCAUAUGUUUGUGCUGAGUGGAAUUAUGGAGGACUUCCUGUUUGGUUGUACAAAAUUCCAGGGAUGCAAACUAGAACAGAUAACCAACCAUGGAAGGAUGAGAUGCAAAAUUUUACUACAUUGAUAGUGGACAAGGUGAAGGAAGAAAGGCUGUUGGCAACACAAGGAGGCCCUAUCAUUCUGCUUCAGAUCGAGAAUGAAUAUGGCAAUGGUGACAUCGAGAGACAAUAUGGUGAAGCUGGACCCAGAUACAUCAAUUGGUGUGCAAACAUGGCAGAGUCUUUGGUUUCAGAUGUGCCAUGGAUCAUGUGCCAGCAAUCUGAUGCUCCACAACCAAUGAUCAACACCUGCAAUGGAUUCUCUGGCUGUGAUGGUUUCACCCCCAACAACGGGAACAGUCCCAAGAUCUGGACAGAGAAUUGGACUGGCUGGUUCAAGAACUGGGGUUCUCCAGACCCACAUAGGCCAGUUGAAGAGGUGGCUUUUCAGGUUGCUCGUUUCUUCCAAAGCAAAGGGACAGUACAGAACUACUAUAUGUAUCAUGGAGGAACCAAUUUUGGUCGUACUUCAGGAGGCCCAUACAUUGUCACAAGCUAUGAUUAUGAUGCUCCACUUGAUGAGUAUGGUAAUAUAAGGCAACCCAAGUGGGGGCAUUUGAAGGAACUCCAUGCUUCUGUUAAGCUGAUGGAGAAGGCCCUCACCUAUGGAGAAGUUGUUGAAGAUCAUCUUGGCAAUGGAUUGACAAUUACCAAGUUCUCUGGUGAUGGGAUUGUUCCUGGUUGUUUCCUAAGUAACCAGAACAGCACGGUUGAUGCCACCAUAAGCUUUCAGGGAACCAAGUAUUUCUUGCCUGCAUGGUCUGUCAGCAUUCUUCCGGACUGUAAGAAAGAGGUUUACAACACUGCCAAGGUGAAAACUCAGACUUCAAUCAUGGUGAAGAAAAAAGACAAUGCUGGUGAUCAAUCCAAAGACUUGCGUUGGUCAUGGAAGCCUGAGAGAUUGCACAACUCUGCUAAAGGUUUUGGAAGUUCCUUCACUGUUAACAAGCUCUUGGAGCAGAAAACCACCACUGUCGAUGCCAGUGACUACUUGUGGUACACCACCAAUGUGGAAGUAAGCAAGAAGGAAUCAUUUACUCUUAGUGUCAACACCACUGGGCACAUCCUCUAUGCCUUUGUUAAUGGCAGGCUAGUAGGUUCUGAGUAUGCCACCGGUGGUUCUUAUAACUUUAUAUUUGAGAGGAAUGUGACCUUCAAGCCUGGGAAAAAUCAAAUAUCAUUGCUUAGUGCUACUGUUGGUCUUAGGAACUAUGGUGCAUUUUAUGAUAAUACUCCAGUUGGGAUUGUUGGUGGCCCAGUCAAAUUGAUUGGGAAGAACAAUACUAUUCUGGAUCUAUCCGAAUCAAAUUGGUCUUACAAGAUUGGCUUAGAUGGAGAAGUUAGGAAGCUCCAGCUUGAUGAAAAAAGGUGGCAUUCUGGUGUCAUUCCAACCAACAGACCUUUCACUUGGUACAAGACAACCUUCCAAGCUCCACUAGGAUCGGAACCAGUCGUCGUCGACUUGCUCGGACUCGGCAAAGGAGAGGCGUGGGUGAACGGCAACAGCCUCGGUCGCUUCUGGCCAAACUUCACCGCUAAUCCCUACGGCUGCAACCAAUGCGACUACCGCGGCAAUUUCCAGCCGAACAAGUGUCAGACCGCCUGCGGAGAGGCUUCCCAACGAUGGUAUCACGUUCCCCGGUCGUUCCUGAAGCGCGGAGAGCCCAACACCCUGACGCUGUUCGAGGAGGCCGGCGGCAACCCGAACCAGGUCAACUUCCAGACCGUUACUGUUGGCACCGCGUGCGCCAGCGCCAGCGCCAGCGAGGGAGACGUGCUGAGCUUGUCGUGCCAAGGAGGGCGCACCAUUUCGAGUGUCGACUUUGCUACCUUCGGCGAACCUGAUGGGACCUGCGGCGCUUACGUAAGCGGCGGAUGUGUCUCCCACGAGGCUGUUGCUAUCUUGAAGGAUGCUUGUCUUGGAAGGGAUUCAUGCUCGAUCCAGAUCAGUGACAAGAUUGGGACUUCUUGUGCCAAACUUGCCUCACCGAGGAAGCUCGUAGUUCAAGUUACAUGUUCAUGAUUCAAGGAAUAGGCUAGCUUAGUAGUUUCAGUAGAGAGAGGGAUUUGCUCCAAGUCUUUCUGCAUAA
This is a messenger RNA of Musa acuminata AAA Group (dessert banana), 2530 nucleotides long. Its product is annotated as beta-galactosidase 13-like. Gene Ontology annotation, molecular function: carbohydrate binding; beta-galactosidase activity. The record is from RefSeq and is a predicted model, not a curated record. Gene Ontology annotation, cellular component: vacuole; cell wall. The transcript is spliced from 17 exons. Lineage: Eukaryota; Viridiplantae; Streptophyta; Magnoliopsida; Zingiberales; Musaceae. The coding region runs from base 1 to 2463 and encodes 820 amino acids. Gene Ontology annotation, biological process: carbohydrate metabolic process.